ACACCGUAUCUACUUUUCAACACCUCACCUUCACCACCCCGCUUCUGCAUCCGCAUACCACGUCCCACCCUCGUACCGCACCUACCAAAGUAGUCUCAGCAAUCUCCACCGCAUCCCCGUACACGCUCGCAAUUUCUUCAUUUCUACAAUGGCGGACAAAUCAUUCACCUACUCCGAUGUUUCGGAACACAACACCAAGAAGGACCUGUACAUUGUCGUACACGACAAGGUCUACAAUGCUUCGAGCUUUGUAGAUGAGCACCCAGGUGGUGAAGAAGUUUUGCUCGACGUCGGAGGCCAGGACUCUACGGAGGCAUUCGAGGACGUCGGCCACUCCGAUGAGGCUCGCGAGAUUCUCGAGGGUCUGUACGUUGGAAAGCUGGACCGCAAGGAUGGCGACCCAAAGCCCAAGAGCUACCCAGCGCUUGGUGCCACUGCUACUACUAACGACGGUGCCUCAACUGGCGUCGGCCUUUACGCCAUUAUUCUCCUUGGUGGAGCCCUUGCCUUUGCCGCCUACACUUUCAUGAACAAGCAGUCGGCUGAGUAGAAAGUGAUGCUCGGAUAAUAGCCACACAUUAGGCAAAGCAAAUGAAUACGUAAAGGAAAGUAAGGGACCGUGAAGGCGAUUACGUGUCCUUGAGCGGGGUGGAGAGAGAGUGUGCGAAGAGGGCGUUUCGACGUCUGGGUGGGAUUUGUAGUAGAAGUGUAGAGUGCGUGAGGGCAUUUCUUCAACACAUCCAUGUACAUGGUCCGACAGGACUGGACUGGUUUAGGAUAUCUUUUGGGCCUGGGUUGCAGGCUUUUCCGACUUUGGAAUACAUUGAUUAUACUUUUGAACUUGGCAAUGUUGAUUCAUUUCUCAU
Molecule: messenger RNA, 866 nt
Organism: Bipolaris maydis ATCC 48331
Lineage: Eukaryota; Fungi; Ascomycota; Dothideomycetes; Pleosporales; Pleosporaceae
Product: flavoprotein
Biological process (GO): sterol biosynthetic process
Cellular component (GO): intracellular membrane-bounded organelle; endoplasmic reticulum membrane
Molecular function (GO): heme binding; catalytic activity
Source: RefSeq, a predicted model, not a curated record